This is a messenger RNA of Hevea brasiliensis (rubber tree), 4613 nucleotides long. RefSeq names its product RNA-binding protein BRN1. The record is from RefSeq and is a predicted model, not a curated record. The transcript has 9 exons. Lineage: Eukaryota; Viridiplantae; Streptophyta; Magnoliopsida; Malpighiales; Euphorbiaceae. The coding region runs from base 298 to 1608 and encodes 436 amino acids. Gene Ontology annotation, cellular component: cytoplasm; nucleus; ribonucleoprotein complex. Gene Ontology annotation, molecular function: mRNA binding.
AAGCCUAUCAACCAAAACAGCUGUAAGGUCACGCCCGUAAAUCAGGCGAAGAUUGAGGCCAAUUACGGUUCAUUUAAUUUCAAUAUAUCUUUCGAAGAUCCAACUUUGCCAUCCAGAAAUCCCCCGAUUUCCCAUCGACGACUACUCCAACGAAAAAUAGAAAAACAAGACCAACUAGAAUCUAGAGAGAGAAAAACAUUCAGCGAAUUCUACAGACACAGAGAGAAAACACUACAGACAGAGCGAGAGUGUGUGUGACUCUGCGUGUGCUAAGGUGUCUGUGGUCUAUAGGCAUUAAUGGCGGAGACUAAAAAGGAAAAUAAAUCGAGCGAAGAGAGCGUUAAGCUGUUUGUAGGUCAAGUGCCCAAGCACAUGACGGAAGCUCAGCUUCUUGCAAUGUUCAAAGAGUUCGCUUUGGUCGACGAGGUCAACAUCAUCAAAGACAAGACUACGCGCGCCUCCAGAGGGUGUUGUUUUGUUAUAUGCCCCUCGCGUCAGGAAGCGGAUAAGGCCAUUAAUGCUUGCCAUAACAAGAAAACGUUGCCUGGGGCAUCUAGCCCGUUGCAAGUGAAGUAUGCAGAUGGCGAGUUGGAAAGGCUAGAACACAAACUCUUUGUUGGUAUGCUUCCAAAAAAUGUUUCUGAAGCCGAGGUAUCUGAGUUAUUCUCUAAAUAUGGAACUAUAAAGGAUUUACAAAUUCUAAGAGGUUCUCAGCAGACAAGCAAAGGGUGUGCUUUUUUGAAGUAUGAGACUAAAGAACAAGCCCUUGCUGCCGUGACAGCUGUCAACGGAAAGCAUAAAAUGGAGGGUUCAAGUGUUCCUUUGGUCGUCAAAUGGGCAGAUACAGAAAAGGAAAGGCAGGCUCGGAGGGCUCAGAAGGCACAGUCUCAGGCCUCUAGUCUGCCAAAUGCUGAUUCACCACAUCCUUCAUUGUUUGGAGCCUUGCCAAUGGGGUAUGUUCCCCCUUAUAAUGGAUAUGGAUACCAGGCUCCUGGAACUUAUGGAAUUAUGCCAUACCGAUUGCCCCCUUUGCAGAAUCAGCCUGCUUUUCAUGGUAUGAUUCCUCCAGUAAAUCAAGGAAAUGCAUUGCAUGGUGGAAUCAGACCUCAUCUUGCCUCCGGUAUGGGCCCUAGAAAUUAUGCAGUCCCUCCUGCAAGUUAUGUUGGCUCUGCUUACGCUGCAGUGCCAGGUGUUCAGUAUCCCAUGGCAUAUCCUGGAGGAAUGAUGAGCCACCAGCCUUUAAGUGGGUCGCCUAGUACUGUACCAGCUGCAGUUACAAGCAGUAAUUCUGCAACAUCUUCAGGUGUCAGUUCAAGUUCCGGGGGUCAAUUAGAAGGUCCACCUGGUGCUAAUCUUUUUAUAUAUCACAUACCUCAAGAAUAUGGUGACCAAGAGCUUGCUAAUGCUUUUCAACCAUAUGGUAAAGUCUUAAGUGCUAAGAUCUUUGUAGAUAAAGCAACUGGCGUUAGCAAAUGUUUUGGAUUUGUUAGUUAUGACUCACCAGCAGCAGCACAAACUGCUAUUAAUACGAUGAAUGGAUGCCAAUUAGGUGGUAAGAAAUUGAAAGUUCAGCUUAAGAGGGACAAUAAACUGAGUAAACCUUAUUGAUCAUAAGGUGAGUCAUGGAAGCAAGCAGAAUUCUAUGUGAUACGUGGUCACAUGCAACCUGGAUAUAGGGGAGUGACUGCAGUAUAAGCACUUUGGGAUGGAUCGAUAAUCUGUGGUUAUGUGCAUAUUCCAUCCAUGUAAUUGCUUCAUGGGAUUGAAAUUCCCAAAACUUGUAAUUCACGGUGCAUUCUGCGCCCAUACAAUUUGUAAUUUGUGUACCAUGGAAAUUCUUUAGAGAUCAAUUAUUAAUUUUUUGAUUUUUCCCUCAAGAUCCUCUGUUAAUAUGAUGUUGGUGGAAACAUCUUUGAUUCUUGGUCAUCCCCACACCCCCUCCUCUCUCCCCAUUUUUGUUGUUCAAACUUCAAAGAGUUUUUUUUUUUUUUUUGAAAAAAAAAGAUUAAAACUUUUGUUUCUUUUGCAAUCAACUAAAUGAAUCAUGGGGAAAAUGUACUUGCUUUCUUGAAACUUUGGGGUAUCAAGCGUGUUGUUUCCUGUGUUCUGCGAGCCUCUUGUGCAUUGUGCUAAUUAUUCCUUCUUUUCUUGAUGAAUCACCAUUUCAAUCUGUGGCGUGACAGUGACUUUGUAGAUAUGGAGUAGCAAUUAUUAGUGUUCUGCCUUUCCAUGAUGUGCUAAAGUGGUGUGUCAAAUCUAAGUUAUAUGAGUACUUGUUUAAAUUGUUAAUGCUGAAGGCCUGCGCCUAUGUCCAGAGAAUAUUGAGGUAGUGCACUAGUUGUCUGCAUGUUAGUAUCUUAUCAUUUUGCUGUGGAUUUUGUACUUUCUACUUGCACUGGUUGCUUAGUCUCAUGCAAAUAUUUCUUGUGGCCAUUUAGGUGAUGAUGUCGAUUUUAGGAAUUUAUCAAAUAUAUACAUGUUUGCCUUUCUUGGAAAUCUUGACUAAUCUUAGUGGGCAAAAUCACUAGGAUUUAAUGAUGCUACUUGUGUAACAUUUUGGUGCUAAUUUCUUUUGGUCAUUUGUCCCAAAAGUUCAGAGUUGCUGGUCAUUUGUUGCCUAUGAUUCAGGUACUGUCAAUUUUGAAGUUGUUGUUGCUUGCAUUUAAAUUUUCUCUUGAUGGGGAUUUAUCUAAAUGAACAUUUCUUUUGCUAGGGUCAAUAGAUUUCAAGAAGAGCAAGAAGAUUCUGCAUCUCAGGUUUCAGCCACCACUUCCUUGACAAGGACUCUUUCACCCAUGCAGGAGUUAAGAAUGGAGAGAAACAUUGUUGCCCAACUGAAAUUUUGAAUGUAAAGGUAUUUAACCGUUGGCUUUUGAUCUAAAUAAUUACUUAUCUAUGCACUUUGAUGAACCUAACUGUAGGCUGAAGGAACAGUUUUCUCUUAUCUGUCUCCUGUAUUUUGGAACACGUCUUUGAUUUGUUCAUCUGUAUCUUUCCUGGCUUUCUGAUAGCAUCAUCUUAGUGAAAACACGUUCAUGAUUAGUAAUAAAGCCCAUAAUAGGCGCCCUUUUGUCAUUAUAUCUCACUCUAUUAGGUAUCAGGAUGGGUGCCUAGCCCAGGAAGCACCACAAAAUGGUGUCUAGGAUUUUAUGGAGCUUGGUAAUUAUAUCUGUACCACUGCUUGCUACUUUGGAGUUUGGACUUGCCCUGGCCAGAAAAAAAGGCUGAAGAAUGAAGUACUUGAAUUAAUGGAAUUUUACCAAGUCACUUUGAUUUUAAUGCAGUCUGCCUUCUUUACAAAGGUUUUGCUUUAAGUUCAUUUAUGCAUUUUGCAGGACUAGUCAUUGGUUUAUAAACACCCCAGGCCCACCCCCCUCUUCUUUUUUUCCAAGUCUUCCUCUCUCUCAAUGAUCAUUGAAUCCUAUUAUGAGAUCUAAGUCUUGAGUGAUUGGCUGCUUUUAAAGUUUUGAUAUCUAAUGGUGUAUUAUUCACAAAGGCAAACUGGAUAUGAUUUACUGAAUUUAAAUCCUUGGUUUAUUAUAGGCUUUUUUUCUAUAGCAAAAGAAAAAAAAAAAAAAACAAUUACCCAGUUAAUCAAACGAUGUUAGGCAUUUAUUUUUAAUCAAAAUAAAAAUUUGUAUAAAGUACUUUUAGUAGGAAAAAACAUGGAGCCAAACCAAAUGGGCCUUUUGUUUUUGUUAAUUCAUACUUCUGUUUUUAUAACGAAAUCUUUGGCAGUUUAUCAUCUUCAAUAGCAUAGGUUAACAUUAAUAUGGCCAUGUGCUCUUGUUUACCAGUUAGCUGGUUAGUCAACUAUGCCCACUUUUCUAAACACUGUUAAUACUCAUCUUUAUUCUUCUGUUUUGAUAUUACUUUCUCUUUAUUUUCCUUGAAGAAGUUAAAUUAGCUAGUAAAGAUCCUAAGGAUCUAUAUUAGAAAUUUUUUAUUUCUUGCUUUUGCGUUUCUUGUUACUGGACUCUAAUGUAUUGGAUUGUGGUCAUACUUUCGCUAUAAGUUAGGCAAUUAUUUUGGUGCAUUUUCUUGAAUAUGAUUUCCACCACUGGAGUCCAUAUUUGAAAAAAUUGCACAAAGAGUGGAAGUUUCCAUUCAAGGGUAAUUGAUGACUUGUAAUGUCCAUCAUAUACAUCAAGUGAUGUCUCAUUUCAUCUUGUCGAUGUGAAUAUAACAACUAGUUGAAAAAAGGCUGCCCUCCUGUUGUCGUUUUGUCAAGCAUGCAAAAUGAAAAUUAUAUAUUAGUGCAUUGAUUUCAGUACUAAUCCCAUAUCUGUAAGUUGUAAAACAGGUGAGAUUGGCAGGAAUACAAAUUUGGAGAAAGCUUCCAGAUAUUAGGAGGAUUGCAGAGAGUUGAAAGUAACUCAGCCUAUUAUUUGGGUCAUAACUAUGCCGCAAUAUCUCGCGCAUGGGCAAGGCUUCAUCUGGCAAAAACAAACUUUUAGAAACAGGAGAUUGAACAAGCUACCAAGUAUGCAACUGUCAUUUGUUUCUGUACUGGGUAUGCAGAUUAUCAAAUGAAAGAUGUAAUUCUGCGCCAUGGAAAGCAUGACACAGAGUCAUGAAAUUGACAAUAAACAGAACUUUUUAGACUCCUAAAA